AUGGUCGGACUCGUAUCGGCCGCCGGUUUGGUUGGCUUCCUCUCCGAGCCUGACCCAGAACUCAAGGUCUUUGCUUUAAAGACAUUAGAUUCUCAGAUCGAUCAUCUCUGGACAGAGGUUGUCAACUCGGUUCCUGAAAUUGAGGCUCUCUACGAAGAUGAAUCAUUUCCAGAACGCGGCCUUGCGGCGUUAGUCGCAUCAAAGGUAUAUUAUCAUCUGCAGGAAUAUAACGAGAGCAUGGUUCUUGCUCUAGGCGCUGGAAAGCUGUUCAAGUUGGAAAACGCCGGCGAGUAUGAGGAGACCAUCAUCGCGAAAUGUGUCGAUACCUUCAUCUCUCUAUCUGCCUCCCAACGACCUACCGCGGGUGAUCAACCAGCCAAUCUGAACACUGCAUUCCCAGCAUCUGGCGACGGCGCCACCAGCACAUCCGCCAGCCUCACUUCUCCUAUCACACCUUUCUCCAAGUCCGCACUGCCCUCGAAAUCAUUGCUUUCCCGCGCGGAGGUUCCCGGCGUGGACGCCGCACACCCUGGUGGCGAUGACACUAGCGUUCAGCACGAGGAAAACUCCCUUGUGUUGAAGCGCGGUGUUCAGGGUCAAUUGCAGACCGUCAUUGAGCGAUUGAUUGAAGCAUGCUUCCGACAAAAGCGAUAUCGUCAGGUCAUUGGAAUUGCCAUCGAGGCAAAGAACCUGGAUGUACUUCGUCUGGCCAUCCUUCGUGCCAGCAGCGAUGAGAAACAGGAGGAGGGUGACUCCCGUGGCAGCGAGGAGCUCAUGGAAUAUGUCCUGGACAUCUGCAUGGGCGUUGUUCAAGAACGAGCCUUCCGCAGCGAGAUCCUUAAACUCAUUUUGGAACUUCUUAAUGAAAUCCCGGCACCCGACUUCUUCUCGAUCGCCAAAUGCGUUGUCUAUCUUAAUGAGCACUCAAUGGCCUCCGUUAUUCUUCGCCAGCUGGUUGAGAAGGGCGAUGCGCGAUCCCUUGCCGUUGCUUAUCAAAUUUCUUUCGACCUUUAUGACAACAGCACCCAGGAGUUCCUUCAGAAAGUUCGACAAGAGAUUGCUGAGCUUGUUCCUGAAGAUGAGGCCGAUAAAGAGAACAAUGAAGAGUACAGGCAGCCAAGAGAGUCCGACGCAUUGCUCGAAGACCAGGGAAGCUCUUCCCGGCCGUCGAAUCAACAAUCAGAUCUCUCAGAGGAUGCGGUGACUGCAUUCAAGAACAUCCUCUCAAUUCUAGAUGGAAUCAAGACCAUCCAGUUGAAUCUGGAAUUCUUAUACCGGAACAACAAGGCUGACAUCGCGAUUCUGAACAAGAUUCGUGACAGCCUUGAAGCCCGCAAUUCGAUCUUCCACACUGCUGUGACACUUUCAAAUGCAUUCAUGCAUGCAGGAACAACCCACGAUAAGUUCUUCCGUGACAACUUAGAGUGGCUCGGCAAGGCCGUGAAUUGGUCCAAGUUCACAGCCACUGCUGCAUUGGGCUGUAUCCACCGCGGCAACCUCAGCCAGGGUCAGAAGCUCCUCCAGCCUUACCUCCCCCGCGAACACAUCGCUGGAGUUGGAGGCUCGGGGUCUGUUUACAGCCAGGGUGGCUCUCUUUACGCCUUUGGUCUCAUCUACGCCAAUCACGGUGGCAUGGCGGUUGACAUCAUUCGCGACCACUUCAAGAAGGCCACGGAAGAGGUGGUUCAGCAUGGUGGUGCUCUCGGCCUCGGUGUUGCGGGUAUGGCAACAGGCGACGAAGGCAUUUACGAAGACCUGCGGAGCGUUCUUUACACUGAUUCCGCUCUCAAUGGCGAGGCGGUCGGUCUCGCCAUGGGUCUCAUUAUGCUUGGCACCGGUAACAUGAAGGCUCUUGAAGACAUGAUCCAGUACGCACACGACACGCAGCACGAGAAGAUCGUUCGCGGCCUGGCUAUGGGUAUGGCUUUGAUCAUGUUCGGUCGCCAGGAAGCUGCCGACGAGCUCAUCAACGGUCUGCUCGGCGACCCUGACCCAACCCUCCGCUACGGUGGUAUCAUGACCAUUGCCCUGGCUUACUGUGGCACUGGCAGCAACAAGGCCGUCCGCAAGCUCCUGCACGUCGCCGUCAGUGAUGUUAACGACGACGUGCGCCGAGUUGCCGUGCUCAGCUUGGGAUUCAUCUUGUUCCGCAAGCACCAGAGUGUUCCUCGCAUGGUCGAGCUGCUUUCUGAGUCAUACAACCCUCACGUCCGAUACGGUGCCGCCAUGGCGCUCGGUAUCUCCUGCGCCGGCACUGGCUUGGAUGAAGCUAUCGACCUCCUGGAGCCUAUGCUUAAGGACUCAACCGACUUUGUUCGUCAGGGUGCUUUGAUCUCUCUUGCCAUGGUUCUCGUCCAGCAGAACGAGGCCAUGAACCCCCGUGUAACCAGCCUUCGCAAAGCCAUGAUGAAGAUGCUCGGUGACCGUCACGAGGAUGCUAUGGCCAAGUUUGGUUGUGCAAUUGCUCUCGGUAUCAUUGAUGCUGGUGGCCGAAACUGCACCAUUAGCUUGCAGACGCAGACGGGUAACCUCAACAUGCCCGGUAUCGUUGGUGUUGCGGUCUUCGUGCAGUACUGGUACUGGUUCCCUCUCACACACUUCUUGUCGCUUAGCUUCACCCCGACAUCCGUGAUCGGUGUUGACCAGAAGCUCGAAGUCCCACACUUCAAGUUCCACAGCAACACCCGACCUAGUCUAUUCGACUACCCCCCUGAGCAACAGGUGAAGACUGAGGAGGCUCCGGAGAAGGUGAAGACUGCAGUUCUUUCUACCACAGCCCAGGCCAAGCGUCGCGCGCAGCGUAGGGAGAAGCAAGCGCGCCGUGAGAGCAUGGACAUCGACCAAGCACCCACAACACCCAAGGCUACUGAUCAGCUGCUGGAUGCAAUGGACACAGACGAUGUUCCUAAGGAGGAUGGAGAAGAAGGCAAAGAGACAGAGAAGGCUGCUGCAGAGGUGCAGAAGAAGAAGGCAGAGCGGGAGAAGGUCGGAUACGAGCUGGACAACCUGUCUAGGGUACUUCCAGCUCAGCUUAAGUACCUUACUUUCCCCGACCCGCGAUAUGAGCCGGUCAAGAGGCCCACUGGUGGUGUUGUUGUCGUUCUCGAUAAGCAGCCCGACGAGCCUCGCGAGGUAAUUGAAUUAAAGGCCAGCAAAGAGGCUCGCCAACCGCCUCCUGCCACGGAAACCCUCCAGGACCGCCUACAGGCCGCCAUUGGAACCGCUGCUCUGCAGACCCCUCAACGGGCCGAUGCUCGGGCUGCUCUAUCUGCUGCAACCUCAAGUGGUGCUGGUGCUGCCGCUGGUGCUGGUGUGCUGACGGCUGUGGAUGAGGACGAAGAAGGCGUGGAAGACGCACCUGUCCCUGACGAGUUCUCGUACGAGUCAGAUGGUGAAGAACAGUAG
Messenger RNA from Penicillium vulpinum, 3405 nucleotides. RefSeq names its product proteasome regulatory particle base subunit RPN2. Gene Ontology annotation, cellular component: proteasome regulatory particle, base subcomplex; proteasome storage granule; proteasome complex. The transcript is spliced from 5 exons. NCBI's taxonomy places the organism in Eukaryota, Fungi, Ascomycota, Eurotiomycetes, Eurotiales, Aspergillaceae. The record is from RefSeq and is a predicted model, not a curated record. Gene Ontology annotation, biological process: regulation of protein catabolic process; proteasome-mediated ubiquitin-dependent protein catabolic process. Gene Ontology annotation, molecular function: enzyme regulator activity. The coding region runs from base 1 to 3405 and encodes 1134 amino acids.